Molecule: messenger RNA, 743 nt
Organism: Coffea eugenioides
Lineage: Eukaryota; Viridiplantae; Streptophyta; Magnoliopsida; Gentianales; Rubiaceae
Product: annexin D3-like
Exons: 3
Coding region: 1-543 (180 amino acids)
Cellular component (GO): cytoplasm
Molecular function (GO): calcium ion binding; calcium-dependent phospholipid binding
Source: RefSeq, a predicted model, not a curated record
AUGCUCCUAAUUACUAUUUCAUCUGGACUUCCACAGAUACUUGUUCGACUUAUAAGUUCAUACAGAUUUAACAAAGAAGUAGUGAAUUUUAGUGUUGCUAAUUCAGAGGCAGCUACUCUACAUGAUGCAAUUAAAACGGGGCAGUUGGAUCAUGAUGAUCUAGUUUGGAUACUCAGCACUAGAAACUAUUUUCAGCUUAGAGAAACUUUCAAGUGCUAUAAGUAUAAAUAUGGGAGUUCAAUAGAACAGGAUAUUAUGGCUUCUGGCAAAGGCACUUUGGAGUCUAUUUUGAAAGUGGCUAUUUGGUGCAUAGACGCCCCAGAAAAGCACUUUGCAGAGGUGAUUAGAGCUUCGAUCAUUGGCCUCCGGACUGAUGAGGAUUCUCUGACCAGAGCUAUUGUAACUCGAGCAGAGAUUGACAUGAUGAAAGUUAGAGGAGAAUAUUUCAACAUGCACAAAAGCAGUCUUGAUAAUGCAGUCAUUGGUGACACAUCAGGACACUACAAGAACUUCUUAAUGACGUUGCUGGGUGCAAAGAUUUGAUUCAAUUUGUCUCACCAUAUUCUUCAUGUUUUCUUGUAAUUAAUUAGCUCGGGUACAUGGAUUUGGUAUUAAAGCGUAAGAAAUGCUGCUUUGCUUGGGAUGCUUUUAGCAUUUACUAGUUGAAGAACCACUGGUAUUGUAUGCAUUUUCACUUUUGCUACCUGUUUCCAAGUAAUACAGAAUAAAUAUUGUUGCUGAAA